Molecule: messenger RNA, 354 nt
Organism: Hyaloperonospora brassicae
Lineage: Eukaryota; Oomycota; Peronosporomycetes; Peronosporales; Peronosporaceae
Source: the annotation of a GenBank genome assembly
AUGGCACUACACCAGUCAUGGGUCAUGUCGUCGCGCACAAAGACCAUCCUGAAUGCGGCCUCGUCGUCGUCGUCCAAGGCUCUGGCUACGCAAGACGCAGCCGAAAUGCGCAAGACCGAGCACCAACAAAUGGAAAGCGUCGCAGUUUACAUGUACACGCUGGUGCAGUGCUACAAGGUCGACGAGAGUCUACGAUGCCGUGCAUCACUAGCUGAGCACGCCCAACCAGUGUCGCCAGUGUCUCAAGCAUCUUCUUCACCAUCUACCAACGCUGCGUUACCAACGUCAAAAGCCUGUCGACGAGAAAUCACCUUCUCGCCCAAGCACGCGAGAUCACGAACACAGGUUGAAUGA